Messenger RNA from Paramacrobiotus metropolitanus, 2308 nucleotides. RefSeq lists its product as uncharacterized. Bases 213 to 2003 code for a protein of 596 amino acids. NCBI's taxonomy places the organism in Eukaryota, Metazoa, Tardigrada, Eutardigrada, Parachela, Macrobiotidae. The transcript is spliced from 5 exons. The record is from RefSeq and is a predicted model, not a curated record.
CAGUGCUUAGUGCAAGCUAGUCGACCCGGGCAAGGCUGCACUGUCACGCAUGGAAUGGAGAUCCCGGCCUCGACUUUGUAAAAACGUUCGGUAGAAAAUCUCGAUCGAACUUGGUUACUGAUUUUUCCAGUGCGUUAUAAUGAUAUGAUUAUUAUUGUUCACAUUCACUAACUAUAUGACCGAGGAUUUUUUUAACCAUUUGGACGAUCACUAUGAACUCUUGGCCGAUGCCCCCGUAUGAGCGGCUGCUGGUGGAUGUCAACCAGUUGAGCUAUCACAACACGGUGGCGGUCCGCAACGAGGACGGUGCGUAUUGGCUGGGCCACAUUCAGGAUAUCGUCGGGGACUAUACUCUCAUCCACUUUGCCUGCAAAAAGGUCCACGCCAGCUGGAUCCAUGCGGGACGGGUGUGGCCUUUGUCGGCUCUUCGGUAUAGCGAUUGGAAAGACGUCCCCGUAAUGGUGGCACUCCGUGAUGAGGACGACGGGCCACUCCGCUUUCGCCGGGCGGUGGUACUCAAUAAUGUCACUUUUUUGGGCGAACCUAAUAUGUAUUAUAUUAGAACGGAUGUACCUGGGGCUAGUAGCGGGUCUUCCGCUGCUCGGACGGAACUGGUGGAUGUAUGCCAAAUUGUCGGGCAGUCGGCGUGGGACGAGCCGGCGCUGCUGUACCGCAGUAGCGGUUUAAUCUUCCGCAAGCACUUUAUUCCGUUCGCCAGGGCGCAAGAGGUUCUGCGCGACCGCGCCGACAAGUCGCGUAUAAUCCAACGUUGCUGUAGAACGUAUCGAAAGGAUGUGGCAUAUAUGGGUGGCUGUCCUUAUUACGACCGAUUCCAUCUUCGCACUGAAGCCAGUGGAUGCACGUUUAUCAUCAUCAGCCGGGCAGGCGGCGUGGAGACCGAGCAGCAGUCGGUGGCAGCGCUGUCGGCACUGCUGCAAGCCCACGUGGACUCUCGGGCCGAUCGGCCGCCCACUGAUUACGGCGACCUUUGCGGCCAUGGUCGCGGGCUCGGUGGCGAAGAUAUGCGAGCGGCUAUACAAUCUUCGGACACUGUGAUCAGUGAUCUACCGCUUCUCCUGCUCUGCGAAGUUUUUGCUCAUCACGACCUGCACUCCUGCAUGAGGCUUAAACGAGUGUGUGCGCUAUGGCUUGCGCUGCUCAGCCGUCCUCAAGCAACGGAGCACAUCAGCAUCUGCUUUGAAACCUGCUCUUGCACCAAAAAGUCUCCCGAUUUGAACUACGGUAAAGUCGCGUCUCUCCUGAGCCGUACGGUCAACGCAGCGACCAAAAGUAUCACGGUGCUGCAGCUGUUCAGCAGUCCCGCUCGUUUGAGAAACCUGUUAGUAGCCAUGGGAAUCACCGUACCGACCAUAAUGUUCAAAGGCUGUACGGUUACAACAUGUGCUCCAUAUUCGAUAUAUCGCUGUUACGGCGCGGAACCAGAUCGACUGCGGUACGCAGUGGCGAUGCAGCCGGCCGAGUUUGACGCGUGCUGUCGGCGUGUUCUGCUGUACAACUGGACCGUGUAUGAAAUGUUCGGCGAUGCCAUCUUCGAGCUGCUCUAUUGUUCCACCCCCCACGUCAUCGACGAUUUAGUUCCUCUGCCCCCCGACGAAACGCAGUGGAUGGCGCGCCUGAAAUGCCGUGCUCACGUCGGCGUCCUGGCGGGCGAGGCCCUGCGUAUCACGAUCCCGCAGCUGGUGCUGCACAGCAGCGAUGGCCACGAAAGCAUGGCGCAGCGGUUCAUGUGGGCCUUGGACAGCCACUUCCCGCCGCUGACCGACGACGUCUACGCCAAGGUCACGGCCGUGCAUGCGCGCUGGGUGCGCAAUCUGCAGUAUCCGGCUGAAUGGGACAGGAUCCGAGCCUAUCUGACAGUAUUCAGUGGGUUCCACGCCGACGGCACGCCAAAGGGAUGGAACGACGUGGAUCUGCGCACUGAGGAUGUGCGCACCUGGAGCCGAUUGGCCGUGUGUGGAAUCAACGACGUAUUUCGUGUUUGACAAGUAGCGGCUCGUGCAAAUAGUUUUGUAGCCGCUCUCACAUGAGUUACAGGCCAAGACCAGUACCACUAAACCUCGCCUGGGCGCUAAACUUUUACCGAUUCUUAUGUUUUUUUGGUAGCGAUACACUACUCGAGGAAUCCGAUGGGUUUCUCGCGUUAGCGGUAAUAAGAGAACAUUUGCUUAUAUUUGGAAGCAGGAAUUGCGGUUGCUUUUGUAUUGGUUAGAUUUCGAGUGUGAUCUAUACUGCUUGCCCGCUUUCCCAAUUGUUGGCUGUUUGAUGGCUAUUGACUAUUAAAGUUAGA